Molecule: messenger RNA, 1590 nt
Organism: Alternaria viburni
Lineage: Eukaryota; Fungi; Ascomycota; Dothideomycetes; Pleosporales; Pleosporaceae
Exons: 5
Coding region: 1-1590 (529 amino acids)
Biological process (GO): telomere maintenance via telomerase
Cellular component (GO): telomerase catalytic core complex
Molecular function (GO): telomerase RNA binding; telomeric repeat DNA binding
Source: RefSeq, a predicted model, not a curated record
AUGAAGAGAAAACGUAGCGCCUAUAGCUGUGCGGGCGGCCGCAAGAAAGCAAAGGGCGUCGAUGACCAAUCUACCAAGGCCACCACUGUUAAUGCUACUCAUCCGGUCCUACAACGCCUCUAUCCCGAAGUCCUUACUCUGCGCCAGUAUCUGCUCUCUCGGCUCCCAAGCUCGUCGAAGAACAGGUACCGAAAGCUUUCGCAACUUGGACAUGCCAUACCUGCUGGAGACAAAAACACCGCGGACGACCUUGACAAUGCCGUUGUGCAGUUGCUCGACUCAGCAUUAGUAUGCACUCCAGGCGUUCAACUAGAAAAGGAAAAAACAACGAUUUUCAGUGAGGAGCGUGAAAAGGAUAUCGAAGCAUUUACCCAGCAACGAUCGCAAAGCACUCCGGGCGGCACGUUCAAGCCGGGAUACUACAGACAAUCCGAGGGUGGUGACCGCAUUAUAAUGGACAUGCUUCUGGAGUGCUCCAUAUUCAUCUUGGUCAGUGCUGAUAUGGGCAACUACUAUCAGCUCUCUGGGGUUCCUGUGCAUGAGGUGAAAUCGGAUGAACCUCAGAAGAGCAACAUCGCAAGAGUCAACGCGGAUAAGGAAGCGCCCACCAAACCUUCACAGCUUAAGAUUGAAAGCAAAAAGCCUGGUACCAUUACAUUUGUGCGCAGUCGCAUGCUGUAUGCGAAAGCAGCGCUCAAUGCGAAAGGUGGUGUGAGAUUUGGCAUGCGCCAUAUUCAUGUUCUCAAUCGAUGCACUGAUCGAAAAGACAAGCAAGAGACAGUGCAUGUCAUGCGGUAUAUCUUCCCGCGUCAGUUCGGGUUGCACAACGUCUUCACUUCCAAGGUGGAUCAUCGUGAGACAGCCAUGCCGUUCAAAGACUACACGCUGCGCGAGAAGGAUAUACAUACCGCCAUGUGCCGGGACCUAGGCCCGAAAGCGACAGACGCCCAGGAAAUAGCUAAAUGGAAACAGCGAAUACCCAAGAGACUACGGGGUGACGCCGUUAAACUGGUGGACAAACUUCGGGUCCGCAAUCAGCGGUGCUCGUAUAUGGAGAUGCUGCGCCACUACUGUCCAAUCGAGAUUACACAGAACAUACAGAUCACGAACAUAGCCUGGUUGCGCCCACCCAGCCAAGAUGACGACACAAAGGUGUCCAAGUCGGACAUAGAUAAGCGUACGGAGAUAUUUCUUGAGUUCGUCUACUGGCUCUUCGACUCUUUCCUCGUUCCUCUGGUUCGCACAAACUUCCACGUAACAGAGUCCAACGCGCAUCGGAACAGACUAUUCUAUUUCCGCCAUGAUAUUUGGCGGAUGUUAACAGAGCCCGCUUUGAAGGAACUACGGAUGAACAUGUUCGAGGAGAUGCCUACUGAAAGCACGGAAAGACUGCUGUCCGCACGCCAGCUCGGCUUCAGUAAUAUCCGUCUCCUUCCGAAGAAACAGGGCUUCCGGACUAUCAUGAACCUCAAGAGAAGACAGCAGGUGAUGCGAUAUGGGACUAUGACUCUCGGACGAAGUAUCAAUUCAGUGAUGACUCCAGCUUUCAACGCGAUUACCUACGAGAAGGUCAGUGGCCGCUUGCGUUGA